This is a messenger RNA of Rhizophagus irregularis DAOM 181602=DAOM 197198, 1005 nucleotides long. The record is from RefSeq and is a predicted model, not a curated record. Lineage: Eukaryota; Fungi; Glomeromycota; Glomeromycetes; Glomerales; Glomeraceae.
UUAAUUUUUACUAAUCAAGUUGAUCAGCAGUUGAUCUAUCAAAAGUACUAAUAUUAGAUUGCUUACAAUGUCAUUGGCUGGAUCUGAUGUAUCCACUUGGAUUUAGUAAAAUACUGUAGCAUUGGGAAGUGCAUCUCUUACCGCUGUGAACUUUCAUUCCAUUUCAUGCUUUUUCUAUAUGAGGACUUCGUAGGGAUUAUGAAGGAGUUUAGCUUUUGUUUUUGUUUGUUUUUAAUAUUAAUACAAUGGUAAUAUGGAUUCCUGGAGAUAUUUGAUGGUUGCAUCCUCAUGGAUUUACAUAAUAAAUUAAAAGCAUUUGAUUUUACAUCUGAAGUAACAAAAAAUAUCUCUAUUGCUGAAGAAAAAAAUUAUAAUGCUGGUUACCUAUUUCUUCGCAAUCAAGAGGAAGUGGAUCAUUCAUUAAUACCAUUAUUACCUGGAUAUAUUGUUUUUACGUCUGCAGGUAAAAAACGAUUCAAGUUGUCAAUUUUAGAAAGUAAUAAUCAAUUACUUUUUUAUUGGAAGGAAUUUGGUUCUGAUACGUCAUAUGUUAAUAGAAAGGCACAAGGCUUUGAACAAGUUGCAUUUUAUUAUAUGUUAAAGAAAUAUGGAUUUGUUACUACUAAUUCUAUUCAAUAUGUUCUUGGUCUUAAUAUUCCAGAGAUAAUUAAUGAGUUAAAACAACUUGUUUAUGAAAAAUUUGUGAUUAUUUCUCAAGUACAAGAACCGGAAAAUUCAAAGUUAAUUAAGGCCAAAAAAAAGGAAGAAACAUUACGCCGUAGUUUAAAAAGAUAUCAGGAAAAAAUUGAUGAAAUAAUUUAUGAAAAUAACAAAAAUAGGAAAAAUAUUAUACUUUAUGGAAUUCAAAUUGAAUCUGACAGAAAAAGGUUAUCCCCAAAAAAAGCACAAGUUUUAAUGUUAAAUAAUAUGGAGAAUAAAAAAACAAUUUAUUCUCAAAACAGAACUAUUAAAACACUAAAAGAAAAAGUUUCUUUAAAAAAAUAA